AUCACACUGAGAUCUAUGGUACAAUUCAUUGGCAGAGAAUCCAAGUAUUGUGGACUUUAUGACUCCAUAGUAACCAUCUAUCGUGAAGAGGGCAUCCUAGGAUUUUUUGCAGGUCUUAUUCCUUGUCCCCUAGGUGAGAUCAUUUCUUUGUGGCUCUGUAACUCACUGGCCUACCUCGUCAAUACCUAUGCACUGGACAGUGGGGUUUCUACCAUGAGUGAAAUGAGUUAUUCCCAAGCUGUCACAGGAUUUUUUGCCAGUACGUUGACCUAUCCCUUUGUGCUUGUCUCUAAUAUUAUGGCUGUCAACAACUGUGGGCUUGCUGGUGGAUCCCCUCCUUACUCCCCAAUGUAUACUUCUUGGAUAGAUUGCUGGUGCAUGCUACAAAAAGAGGGAAAUAUGAGCUGAGGAAAUAGCUUGUUUUUCCGGAAGGUCCCUUUUGGGAAGACUUAUUGUUGUGACCUGAGAAUGUUAAUUUGAAGAUGUGGGGCAGGGACAGUGACAUUUCUAUAGUCCCAGAUGCACAGAAUUAUGGGAGAGAAUGUUGAUUUCUAUACUGUGUGGUGCGCUUUUUUAAAUUAGCAUUUAAUCUUGG
This is a messenger RNA of Canis lupus familiaris (dog), 595 nucleotides long. RefSeq names its product mitochondrial carrier homolog 2-like. The transcript has a single exon. Gene Ontology annotation, cellular component: membrane; mitochondrion. The coding region runs from base 16 to 408 and encodes 130 amino acids. NCBI's taxonomy places the organism in Eukaryota, Metazoa, Chordata, Mammalia, Carnivora, Canidae. Gene Ontology annotation, biological process: positive regulation of apoptotic process. The record is from RefSeq and is a predicted model, not a curated record.